Fraxinus pennsylvanica is the source of this 1572-nucleotide messenger RNA. NCBI's taxonomy places the organism in Eukaryota, Viridiplantae, Streptophyta, Magnoliopsida, Lamiales, Oleaceae. The record is from the annotation of a GenBank genome assembly.
AUGGCUGGUGGUGGCUUUGGACCUGGCCCUGGAAAUGGAAAGGAAUAUCCAGGAAACCUUACUCUUUAUGUUACUAUUACUUGCAUUGUUGCUGCCAUGGGUGGCCUCAUUUUCGGAUACGAUAUCGGGAUCUCAGGUGGUGUGACAUCUAUGGAUUCGUUCUUGAAAAAGUUCUUUCCAUCUGUUUACAGAAAGCAAAAGGCUGAUGAUUCAACAAAUCAGUACUGCAAAUUUGACAGUCAGACUCUUACUAUGUUUACAUCAUCAUUGUAUCUCGCUGCACUUUUGUCAUCUAUCGUGGCCUCAACUGUCACCAGAAAACUGGGAAGAAAAUUGUCUAUGCUUUUUGGAGGUGUUCUUUUCUGCGCAGGAGCAUUGAUCAAUGGCUUUGCACAAGCCGUUUGGAUGCUGAUCGUUGGCCGCAUUCUCCUUGGUUUUGGUAUUGGAUUUGCCAAUCAGUCUGUGCCAUUAUAUCUAUCUGAAAUGGCUCCCUACAAGUACAGAGGUGCACUCAACAUUGGUUUUCAGCUGUCCAUCACAAUUGGAAUUCUUGUAGCCAAUGUGUUGAAUUACUUUUUUGCUAAAAUUCCUGGUGGAUGGGGAUGGAGAUUGAGCUUGGGUGGUGCUAUGGUUCCUGCCCUUAUCAUCACCGUCGGGUCUUUAGUCCUUCCUGAGACACCAAACUCCAUGAUCGAGCGUGGAAGGGAGGAUGAAGCGAAAGCGAAAUUGAAAAGAAUCCGGGGUGUUUCCAAUGUUGACGAGGAGUUUAAUGAUUUAGUUGCAGCUAGUGAGGCAUCGAGGAUAGUGGAGCAUCCAUGGAGAAAUUUACUUCAGAGAAAGUAUAGGCCACAUCUCGCAAUGGCCAUUCUUAUUCCUUUCUUUCAACAACUUACUGGGAUCAACGUGAUCAUGUUUUAUGCACCUGUCUUGUUCAAAACUAUUGGAUUUGGAAGUGAUGCUUCACUUAUGUCUGCCGUGAUUACCGGUUGUGUCAACGCCAUUGCAACUAUGGUUUCGAUCUAUGGAGUUGAUAAGUGGGGAAGAAGGUUCCUUUUCCUUGAGGGUGGUGCACAAAUGCUCAUCUGUCAAAUUGCCAUUGCAAUAUGUAUAGCUCUAAAAUUCGGCGUGGAUGGAAAUCCAGGCGAGUUACCUAAGUGGUAUGCUAUUGUGGUGGUGCUUCUGAUAUGCAUAUAUGUUGCUGGUUUUGCUUGGUCAUGGGGUCCUUUAGGCUGGUUGGUGCCUAGUGAAAUUUUCCCACUCGAAAUCCGAUCGGCUGCACAAAGUGUCAAUGUUUCGGUUAACAUGGUAUUCACAUUUGCGAUUGCUCAAAUUUUCUUGGCAAUGCUUUGUCAUUUGAAGUUCGGUUUAUUCCUUUUCUUUGCAUUAUGCGUUGUAGUUAUGACGAUCUUCAUCUUCUUCUUCUUGCCCGAGACUAAGAAUAUACCAAUUGAAGAAAUGGCUAUUGUGUGGAAAGAACAUUGGUUUUGGUCUAGGUUCAUGACUGAAGUCGAUUGUACUAAUGGAUCACUCGAAAUGGAGAAGAAGGGAGGAGAUGCUUACAAGAAAGUAUGA